Molecule: messenger RNA, 3425 nt
Organism: Abrus precatorius (Indian licorice)
Lineage: Eukaryota; Viridiplantae; Streptophyta; Magnoliopsida; Fabales; Fabaceae
Product: lon protease homolog 2, peroxisomal-like
Exons: 17
Coding region: 225-2891 (888 amino acids)
Biological process (GO): protein catabolic process; protein targeting to peroxisome; protein processing
Cellular component (GO): peroxisomal matrix
Molecular function (GO): ATP hydrolysis activity; serine-type endopeptidase activity; ATP binding
Source: RefSeq, a predicted model, not a curated record
AGGUGCGAUGCAGCAUUCACAUUACAUGAUAGCCAUAGGAAUAAGAAUAGGAGUUUGGUAUUAUGGGUUUAUUGGAUAGACAUUAAUUUCAACGUCAACACACACCAAUUUCACAAUUAAAAAUCGAAGGCCCUAACCCAAUUGCAUUUGGAUGCCACUGCGAGAGAGUAAAACCAAACCUCACUAACCAAAGCACGCGCCAUUUUCUCUCUCUCAUCGGAUACAUGGCGGAAUUUGUUGAACUUCCGAGUCGUUUAGCAAUCCUUCCUUUCAGGAACAAGGUCCUUUUACCUGGCGCCAUCAUUCGAAUUCGCUGCACUUCUCCUAGCAGUGUCAAGUUGGUGGAACAAGAACUUUGGCAACGAGAGGAGAAAGGGUUGAUUGGGAUCUUGCCACUUCGAGAUGCUGCUGAAAUUAAGCCAGUGGGUCCCACUAUAUCUCAAGGCAUAGGUUCUGAUUCGCUAGACCAAAGCUCAAAAGUGCAAGGUGGUUCAUCAGGUUCUCAUAAACUUGAUACAAAGAAGCAGCAUGAUGUUAUUCAUUGGCAUAGCAGGGGUGUAGCCGCUCGAGCACUACACUUAUCAAGGGGAGUGGAGAAACCAAGUGGCAGAGUCACAUAUAUUGUUGUUCUUGAAGGUCUAUGCAGAUUUAGUGUCCAGGAACUUAGCACAAGAGGAACUUACCAUACUGCAAGGAUCUCACCCCUUGAGAUGACUAAGACUGAUAUGGAACAGGUGGAGCAAAAGCCAGAUUUUAUAAUGUUAUCUCGCCAAUUUAAAGCAACUGCCAUGGAGCUUAUUUCUGUUCUGGAGCAGAAACAAAAAACUGGUGGAAGGACAAAAGUUCUUUUGGAGACUGUUCCAGUUCACAAGUUGGCUGAUAUAUUUGUUGCUAGCUUUGAGAUAAGUUUUCAAGAACAGUUGUCCAUGUUGGAUUCAGUUGACCCUAAAGUAAGGCUUUCAAAAGCAACAGAAUUGGUUGAUAGGCACUUGCAAUCAAUACGUGUAGCUGAGAAAAUUACCCAAAAAGUUGAAGGACAAUUGUCAAAAUCUCAAAAAGAAUUUCUUCUUCGACAGCAGAUGAGGGCUAUAAAAGAGGAACUUGGUGAUGAUGAUGAUGAUGAGGAUGACCUGGCUGCCCUGGAAAGAAAGAUGCAAAGUGCAGGAAUGCCACAGAAUAUCUGGAAGCAUGCUCACAGAGAGUUAAGGAGAUUAAAAAAAAUGCAGCCUCAGCAACCUGGGUAUAGCAGUUCACGGGCUUACCUGGAUCUUCUUGCUGAUUUGCCAUGGCAGAAGGCUGGCAAAGAGCAUGAACUGGACUUAAGAGCUGCACAGGAGCGUCUGGAUAUUGAUCAUUAUGGUUUAGUGAAGGUCAAGCAACGGAUAAUUGAAUACCUGGCUGUUCGGAAGCUUAAGCCAGAUGCAAGGGGUCCAGUGUUGUGCUUUGUUGGACCACCGGGUGUUGGGAAGACAUCAUUGGCAUCUUCUAUUGCUGCUGCUUUGGGAAGAAAACUUGUACGCAUUUCCCUUGGUGGAGUCAAGGAUGAGGCUGAUAUUAGAGGUCAUAGGAGAACAUACAUAGGAAGCAUGCCUGGGAGACUUAUAGAUGGACUGAAGAGAGUAGCUGUUUGCAAUCCUGUCAUGCUGCUUGAUGAAAUUGACAAGACAGGGUCCGAUGUUCGUGGAGAUCCAGCUUCUGCAUUGCUAGAAGUUCUUGAUCCAGAACAAAACAAGACAUUCAAUGAUCACUAUUUGAAUGUUCCAUUUGAUCUAUCCAAGGUAAUUUUUGUGGCUACAGCAAAUAGAGCACAACCUAUUCCUCCACCUCUCCUUGACAGGAUGGAGGUCAUUGAGCUUCCUGGAUAUACACCCGAAGAAAAGCUCAAAAUAGCCUUGCGGCAUUUGAUCCCCAGAGUUUUGGACCAGCAUGGGUUGAGUUCUGAGUUUCUUCAGAUUCCAGAGGGGAUGGUGCAACUUGUUAUUCAGAGAUAUACUAGGGAAGCUGGGGUACGCAAUUUGGAAAGGAAUCUAGCUUCCCUGGCUCGUGCUGCUGCAGUAAGGGUAGCAGAGCAAGAACAGGUAGUUCCACUAAACAAGGGGGUACAGGGACUUGCUACCCCACUUUUGGAAAACAGACUUGCUGAUGGUGCUGAAGUUGAAAUGGAAGUGAUACCUAUGGAUAUCAACAAUCGUGACAUUUCAAACACAUUCAAGAUCACCUCUCCAUUGGUUGUUGAUGAAGCUAUGCUUGAAAAAGUGCUUGGGCCUCCAAAAUUUGAUGGAAGAGAAGCAGCUGAGCGUGUUGCAACUCCUGGGGUAUCUGUUGGGCUGGUUUGGACUAGUAUUGGUGGAGAAGUUCAGUUUGUCGAGGCUACAGCAAUGGUGGGGAAGGGUGAAUUGCAUCUUACCGGACAACUGGGUGAUGUAAUCAAAGAAUCAGCUCAGAUUGCAUUAACAUGGGUAAGGACAAGAGCGGCUGAACUUAGGCUAGCUGCUGCAGAGGGCAUUAAUCUGUUGGAGGGCCGUGAUGUACAUAUACAUUUUCCUGCAGGUGCUGUACCUAAAGAUGGGCCUUCUGCUGGUGUGACUUUGGUCACGGCAUUGGUAUCCCUUUUCAUUCAGAAAAGAGUGAGAUCAGAUACAGCUAUGACUGGAGAGAUGACACUGAGGGGUCUUGUACUACCUGUUGGUGGUAUCAAGGAUAAGAUAUUAGCUGCACAUCGAUAUGGUAUCAAGAGAGUCAUCCUGCCUGAAAGAAACCUGAAGGACUUGGUUGAAGUACCAUCAUCUGUACUGGCCAAUUUGGAGAUACUGCUUGCAAAACGAAUGGAAGAUGUGUUAGAGCAAGCUUUUGACGGCGGGUGUCCUUGGAGACGACACUCAAAGUUGUGAUAGUAUCCUUGACUUGCACGUGUUACGUGGCAAUCGCUGGCUUAUGUAUUGAUUCAAAAUCUGGCCCCAUACUACUUGCGACAUUGGGGAGGAGUACUUUGAUCUCUUCAACUGCUCGUGAUUGUGCAUAACUCCAGAAAACGACAGUUUGAGAGGUAGCUGACAUCCUCGUGUACUCUAAAAUCUUUUGUUAAGUAUUUUCUUCUCUCUUUUUCUUCAUUGCUUUCGACCAACUGUACUAAUCCAAGUUCAGCAAAUGAUGGUUUCCCCUCUUCUUUCCUUUAGCACCCAAUCCCUGGGCAGCUGGCCCCCUAUUAUAUUUUGUUAAUUUCUGGCCGUCACUAAUUUCAAUGUGCAUAAGCCAUUAUUUUCUGAGCAAAGGAAGUAAGUACUUCAGCUCUCUUUUUCGACUUCCCCCUAUUAUAUAUGUUUAAUAAAUAAGAAAUUGUUAGGAGGUUAGGUGCGGUAUUCUAUAAACAAUUUUUUUAAUGAGUUCAAAAUACAUAAGAAAUUUAAUAAGUAAUUAGUUUUUAU